Molecule: messenger RNA, 1637 nt
Organism: Ciona intestinalis (vase tunicate)
Lineage: Eukaryota; Metazoa; Chordata; Ascidiacea; Phlebobranchia; Cionidae
Source: RefSeq, a predicted model, not a curated record
AACCAUGCUGCUCGUUUUUUCAGGUUGUCUGUAUUUAUACAAUGCUGGUACAGAUAUUAACCGCUACUUUCUGGACUUUGAUCCCGAAUUCUUUCGGGGACUUAUUAAUUUACGCCAUUCUUGUCUUAACUAUUGUGAUUUACGUCAAAUCAUUGAAGCGUGAUAAAGAAUGGUUGGCCCUCCCCGGUCCCAUACCAUGGCCCCUAGUCGGAAACGCCCCUUUUCUGGGGGCUGAGCCUCACAAGAAACUUCUCGAACUUUCCCUUAAAUAUGGACCUGUUUAUCGACUCAAAAUGGGCGGUAUUAAAACGGUAGUACUCUGCAACGCAGAAGUGGUAAGAUCGGCACUGAUUAAGCAAAGAGAGGCUUUUUCAGGCAGGCCAAAAUUUUCUUCCUAUAAAGCGGUAUCAGCUGGCGAAAGCGUAGUCUUCAACGACGAAGAAACCUUACCCCCUUGGCGUUCGCAUAAGUCAAAGAUAGUCCGCCACAUGCACAAAUACACGACUUCUAUUCGUACUCGGGACAAAGUCACAGAUCUUAUAAACACAGAGUGUAUGAUGAUGGUCACUGAACUGGAUCGCAUAUCUAGAUCCAAAUGCGUCAACCCAGAAAAUGUUAUACGAAUGGCUUUAGCGAACGUAAUGUGCGCCGUGUGUUUUGGAAACCGCUUUGAAUACGAUAACGAGGAAUUCCAAAAGCUAUUGAGUAUGAACACAGAAUUUGGCGCCGUUAUAGAACUGGGACCGAUAAUUGAUGCAAUGCCGUGGAUCAAGGUCAUUCCGAAAUUCAAGAAAGCCAUUGCCGAUUAUUUGAAAAUCAACUUGCAACUGGACACUUGGUCAAGACAUAGAGUCGAUGGGGUUCUUAAAACAUUCGACAAUGAUGACGUCACAAAUGUAGUAGCUUCGAUGACGUCAGAGGUGCUCGAGAAAAAGUCAGCGGGAGAGUCAAGGGAAAUAACCGAAAGCGAGACAAAAACGAUUGCUGCUCUUUCAGCAGAUAUACUUGGGGCGGGCCAACACACAACUUCUACAACUUUUUUCUGGGUCAUAAAUUUACUCCUAUGUUUUCCAAAAGUCCUCAAUAAACUCACGGAAGAAGUCCGGAGCAAACUCGGAAACAGACUUCCAACCUUGGAGGAUCGAACCUCCCUAUCUUACAUGGACGCGGUACUGACAGAGGUUUUGCGGUUUUCGUCGCCUUUAUCCAGCACUAUACCACAUUCUACGUUAAAAGACGUCAAACUAGCAGGCCACACCAUUAAGAGAGGCACUAUGGUUAUCAUUAGUCAAUACGCUGUAAACCACGACCCGCAAAAUUGGAAAAAUCCGGAAAAUUUUGACCCAGAGCGAUUUCUAACGAAAAACGAAGGCGGUGAAAUUAUCUUCAACGAAAGUUUAUCAGAAAAGGUUCUCGCAUUUUCGAUUGGGGAGCGUAAAUGUCCCGGAAGUCAAUUGUCACGAAUGUUACUAUUUUUGGCCACUACACUGCUGGUUCAAGUCAGUGAUUUAUCUGCCGAUCUCGAGCGCCCACCGACGGCGGCGGCGGAGUAUGGUUUAAUUUUACGACCAAAACACUUAUCCAUAAAAUUGACACUAAGAGAGCACUGGCAACGUCGUGACUCAAUUCGCGCAUAA